Messenger RNA from Centruroides sculpturatus (bark scorpion), 1955 nucleotides. RefSeq lists its product as uncharacterized. NCBI's taxonomy places the organism in Eukaryota, Metazoa, Arthropoda, Arachnida, Scorpiones, Buthidae. The record is from RefSeq and is a predicted model, not a curated record. Gene Ontology annotation, biological process: positive regulation of transcription by RNA polymerase II. The transcript has 5 exons. The coding region runs from base 78 to 1955 and encodes 625 amino acids. Gene Ontology annotation, molecular function: RNA polymerase II cis-regulatory region sequence-specific DNA binding; DNA-binding transcription activator activity, RNA polymerase II-specific.
CCCUAGUGGGUCAAUGACGUCACGUCAGGGGUUGGAGACAGUCGCCUGGCAUCGGUGCACUCCUGUUGUCCACAACGAUGAGAAACCGACAGAGUUCGUCUAAUAACGUCUUGAGUCCUGUUACUGCAGGUCAUCCUAAUAUCAAUCCAUAUAGUGAUUAUAUACGGCCUUUAUAUCACGAUGGUAACGUGGUAUUGGAAGUCGAAUGCGGUGGUAACAACGGUUUGUUAUAUCUGUCGAAAUUGUGUCAGGGUUCUAAAGGGCCUUGUAUUCUGUAUAGAGAUAUGUGGUUAACCCCCAACGAAUUUCAGUACGUUAGCGGAAGAGAAACAGCAAAAGAUUGGAAAAGGAGUAUUCGUCAUUAUGGUAAAAGUAUGAAGUUGUUAUUAUCGAAAGGAAUCCUUGCCGUACAUCCACCAGUUUGUGACUGUACUGGUUGCCGUAUCAGUUCGCCUGUGAAUCGGAAUAGACUAGAAGAGAAAUUAACUCCAGAACAAGUUAAUAAUGGAUACUGCGGCAGUUCAAUUACUAGUACAUCAAAAAAUAUGCCGCCUAUGCCUGUAUUUGGAUUUAACGAUUAUUUAGAAGAAUUUAAUGAAUUAAAUAAGGCCAAUAAAAAUAAUUUUAAAAGUAUUAAUCCACAAAUAAGGAAACCCAACGGAGAAAAGAGUCAAAAAUUGAGUAUUGAAGUGAAGAAAGAAAUCCGUUUAACAAAUAUUAUUGACCAGUUAGUGAUAAACAAAACAAAAUCUUUGAAUCAAUCUGAAGAAAAGAAGACAAAUAUAAAUAAUUCCACAGAAACUGUUGAAACAGAUAUUCAUUCUACAGAGACUCCUGGCUAUUCUGGUGCUCUAGAAGCAAGAACUGUACCUGUCAUUUCUGAAGCACCUUCGGAACAUUUACCUAUAACGACAUCUGAAGAACAGAUUCAACCAGGGAUAUUAGUCAAUCAGUCUUCUGUGAAUAAAAUUAAAGAUUUAUCAUUUGAUGAAACAGAGAUUCAAAAUAUUUCAGAAAUUAAAGCAUCUAAUGAAUCGGGCCUGCUAGGUUUAGAGAAUCUUCAUGAAGUGGAAAAUUCUUUCAAUGAAAAUCAAGAUGAAUUUGAAAGUGAAGCAGAAUGUUCUUCAGAAACAGAAGAUUUCAUUCAAUCAAGAAAUGAUAUUCAACAAACUGCAGAUCAAAUUGAACAGUUGAACAAUUUUGUUAUUUCAGGAAAUACUGAUACAGCCAUUCAAUCUUCUCAGUUGAAUGUAGAUCAGAACUGUGUAAAAUCUGAUGUUUCUAUCAAAACAGAAAGAGUUAGUCCAGAUUUGGAAUUGGGCAACUGUGAAUUAUCAACUACCUAUUCCAUGGCAGCUUGGACAAAGAAACAAUAUGAUUUGUGGACAAGAAAUUGCCAAGAUUUCAUUAGGAGUUUUGCAAAGUAUAACGGCUUUACAACAUUGCAAACACCUUGUUUUAUGCCAUCAUUUGAAACAAAAUUACCGAAUGUUCAAACAAUGGUUGAUCGUCAAACCCAUAGUUCUCCUCCUGUAUAUGGUGAAUCUCAAUUGGAAACUGGUGAAAGCUCUAACCUUGUUCGUACAUCUAGUACCUCUCAGCUAGAAACUUAUCUCAGAACACCUCCAAAACGUACUCAUGGUGGAGAGCAUCGAUCUGAUCCAUUAGAUCUUACUGUAACCACUACAAAAAAACCACGUGUCGAUGAUUCUAUUAAAAUAGAAGCAGAAGAUUUUUUGAUGUCUUUUGAUGAUAGUCAAUCUUGUGAUAGCAAAACUUCAGAUAUUGCGAUCCCUAAAUCUACAGGAACAAUACGUUGUGCAUCUGUUUGCACACAACAGAUCUGUCCUGACCAGUCUGAAACGGUUGAUGUCACACAAUGGAAUGUGGAUGACGUUGUUCAGUUUGUUACAUCAAUAGAAUCUUGCACAGAUUAUGCAGAGGUAAAAUUUUAG